This is a messenger RNA of Glossina fuscipes, 1074 nucleotides long. RefSeq names its product phenoloxidase-activating factor 3-like. The annotation marks the transcript as partial. The record is from RefSeq and is a predicted model, not a curated record. NCBI's taxonomy places the organism in Eukaryota, Metazoa, Arthropoda, Insecta, Diptera, Glossinidae. The transcript has 3 exons. Gene Ontology annotation, molecular function: serine-type endopeptidase activity. Gene Ontology annotation, biological process: proteolysis.
CUAAUGAAUGCGGUCUUAACAGUGAAUGCGUACCAAUAGCCGAUUGCCCCCUUCUCCGAGAUAAUUUCAAUUUAAUCAAAAGGAAACCGUACUGCAAUUUGGAUCGUCCCGGUGCACACGUCUGCUGUAGAAAAUCAUCACAAAGUUACAAGCAGUCGAAAAAUGUUGAUUUGCCUGCUGUAAGAGAAUGCAGAUCUUACAACAAUCUAACAAGUCUACAAAAUCGACUAGGAGAAGGAUGUAAUUGUACAUCUAACACGGUUGGUCGCGUAAAAGCGGAACCUAAAGAGCUCCCUUUCAUAGCACUAAUACACGCCAAAAGGGGAAACUUUGUUGCUAAACUUUGCACUGGUACGCUGAUUAGCAAAAAGUAUGUCUUAACAACCGCUCAUUGUUUCUUUGCUACUAAUAUCCCCAUUACCUGGGUGCGUUUAGGUGAAUUGGAUUAUCUUACUAAUACGAAUGAUGCUUUGCCGCAAGAUAUUGAAAUCAAAAAUGUGAUAACUCAUCACAAAUAUCACGUUAGUGAAUUAGCUGUCCAUCAUAAUGUUGCUUUGGUUGAAUUGGCAAAAGAGGCCGUCUUUAACGAUUACGUACGUCCUGCUUGUCUGUCGCUAGCAGAUGGUAAUGACUAUCAAGAAUUUUUGGGUGCCGGUUGGGGUUAUCCUCCCCUAGAACCGUCAUCCCAUUUAAAUAAAAUGAAAUUGAAUCGCCUCGAUUUCGAUAAAUGUGCUGAAAUAAUCCAGGGCGGUCGCUCGGGAAAAGGUAUUAACAAUCGUGCAAAUAUGUGUAUGAUCCCUUCGACUAGCAAUAUUAGCACUUGUGGUGGAGACGGUGGUGGCCCACUUUUUGUUAGCCAUCCGGAGUUUCCCUGUCAAUUUCUCGUAAUAGGCAUUGUGUCAUUCGGUCACACUGUUUGUGGAAAUAAAGACAAUCCAACUGUUUACACCAGAAUCAAUUUGUAUAUCGAUUGGAUACAACGCACCGUUUGGGGUUGAAUUAGGAAAAAAAAUAAUAAUUUACUUAGACGUAAUUUACUUGCACGUGCACAUUGAAAUGUAUUUUUGUAAAGGG